Messenger RNA from Polychytrium aggregatum, 651 nucleotides. RefSeq lists its product as uncharacterized. Gene Ontology annotation, biological process: regulation of cyclin-dependent protein serine/threonine kinase activity. Gene Ontology annotation, molecular function: cyclin-dependent protein serine/threonine kinase regulator activity; protein kinase binding. Gene Ontology annotation, cellular component: nucleus; cyclin-dependent protein kinase holoenzyme complex. The record is from RefSeq and is a predicted model, not a curated record. NCBI's taxonomy places the organism in Eukaryota, Fungi, Chytridiomycota, Chytridiomycetes, Polychytriales. The coding region runs from base 1 to 651 and encodes 216 amino acids. The transcript has a single exon.
AUGCUGCCCGAGACCAGCAUCCUGUCUGCCCCUGCACACAUGGAUGUCAUCGAAAACCACGCCGCCGCCUCCAAGUAUGUGCUUGGCCAAAUCAUUAACUCGGUGCUGCACCAAAUCUUGCACCAGUCAAGCGACCUGGACGACGAAGCGCUUGCCCUGGCCACCGCCGAUGCUCACCAAGAUGCUCACCAAGAUGCCCACCAAGAUGCCCACCAAGAUGCCCAGUCUCAGGCUGCCACCCUCGCUCGCCUCUCGCGGGCCCAGCAGCGGUUCAAGCACCGGUUCUCGGGCGAACUCAUUUCCGGCCUGCUGGAAGCCACUCACUCUGCCCUCUCCAUGUCGACGAUUGUGAUUGCCCUGAUAUACGUUCAGCGGAUCGCCGAUACGCACCACGGAUUCCGGGUUUCGCUUGGCUGCGAACCGCAUCUCUUCCUCGUGGCCCUCAUCAUGGCCUUCAAGCUCAACGAGGACUGUGCAAGCCAAUACACCCUGCGGGUGUGGUCCAGGAUCACCGGCUUGCCGCUCAAGACGCUCAAUCGCCUCGAGCGAGAGCUGUGUAUGGCCCUCGACUACGAGUUUGCCGUUGGCCAGCACACCUAUGACAUGUGGUGGGACUUCUUGUCGACCCACAUGGCACAUGCGUCGCAGUAG